Messenger RNA from Xiphias gladius (swordfish), 10583 nucleotides. It is a transcript of the gene atrn, whose product is annotated as attractin. Bases 1 to 4128 code for a protein of 1375 amino acids. The record is from RefSeq and is a predicted model, not a curated record. Lineage: Eukaryota; Metazoa; Chordata; Actinopteri; Istiophoriformes; Xiphiidae. Gene Ontology annotation, molecular function: protein binding. Gene Ontology annotation, cellular component: Golgi apparatus. The transcript has 29 exons.
AUGUACGGGGCGACGCGGCGGGCCUGCUCGGGCUCCGGCCGGGGCCGAAGCCGAAGCCUGCCGAUGCUGACAACCGCGCUCCUGCUCUCGGUCGCCGGGCUGCUCGCCGGGCUGCCCGGCUCCGCCGAGGCGAAGGAGUGCGACAAGCCCUGCAUGAACGGACAGUGCAACGCCGGCACCGGCAACUGUGUGUGCUUCCCCGGCUGGGUCGGGGACCAGUGCCAGCACUGCGGAGGGCGAUUCAGACUGACAGGGCCCUCUGGGUAUCUGACGGACGGACCAGGAAACUACAAGUACAAGACCAAGUGCACAUGGCUCAUUGAGGGGCAGCCCAACACCAUACUUAGACUACGGUUCAACCACUUUGCCACUGAGUGCAGCUGGGACCACCUCUACGUGUACGACGGAGACUCCAUUUACGCUCCCCUUCUCGCUGCUUUCAGUGGUCUCAUUGUUCCUGAGCGUUAUGGGAAUGAGACAGUCCCCGAGGUGGUGUCUCAGUCUGGCUACGCCCUGCUGCACUUCUUCAGUGAUGCUGCCUACAACCUGACCGGCUUCAACAUUUCCUACAGGGUGAAUACAUGCCCCAACAACUGCUCAGGCCGUGGCGAGUGUCGUGUGGGGAUCUCCGGUGGCUCGGUGUACUGUGAGUGCCAAGCCAACUGGAAGGGAGAAGCCUGUGACGUCCCCUACUGCCUGGCCGACUGCGGCUACCCCGAGCGAGGCGACUGCCAGAACAAGACCUGCGUCUGUACGACCGGAUGGCAAGGUCCAGACUGCUCCGUCUCGGUGCCUGCCAAUUCCUCCUUCUGGUGCCGGGAGGCGUACGCCGAGGCCGGGCUGGCCAGGGCUUCCCACAAGGCUGUGGUGGACCAGGGCAUCAUGUGGGUCAUAGGAGGCUAUGUCUUCAACGCCUCCGACUAUCACAUGGUCAAAGCGUAUAACCUCAGCAGCAAGAGGUGGCUGACCCUCGACCCCUCCGUCAACACCGUCACACCGCGAUACGGCCACUCGCUGGCUCUUCAUGAGGGGAAGAUCUUCAUGUAUGGAGGAAAGAUUGACUCCUCGGGAAACGUGUCCAGCCAGCUGUGGGUUUUCCACGUCCAGAACCAGACCUGGGUCCUCCUAGGCCCCCGGGCCAAGGAGCAGUACGCCGUGGUGGGACACUCCGCCCACGUCGUGCCUCCCGUCGAGGAGGGGGCCAGUCCUGUCAUGCUGGUUUUGUUUGGACACUGUCCUCUCUAUGGUUACAUUAGCCAGGUCCAGGAGUACAACAUUGCCAGGAACACAUGGAGCGUGGUGACGACAGACGGCGCCCUGGUUCAGGGCGGCUACGGCCACAGCAGUGUUUUCGACCCUGGCACCAGAGCCAUCUACAUCCACGGAGGCUACAAGGCCUUCAGUGCCAACAAGUACGGCUUGGCUGGAGACCUGUACAAGUUUGACGUGGACAAGAGAAAGUGGACCAUUCUGAGAGACAGCGGCUUUUUCCGCUACCUCCACACGGCGGUCAUAGUGAGCGGGACGAUGCUGGUGUUUGGAGGAAACACGCACAACGACACGUCCAUGAGCCAUGGCGCCAAGUGCUUCUCCUCCGACUUCCUGGCCUACAGUCUGGCAUGUGACGAGUGGACAGUGCUGCCUCGACCGGACCUCUAUCAUGACGUCAACCGCUUCGGGCACUCGGCGGUCUUCAGCGACAGUGUGAUGUACGUGUUCGGCGGCUUCAACAGCCUGCUGCUCAGUGACGUCCUCACGUACACCUCGCCCAGCUGCGCGGCCUUCUCCGGCCAGGCGUCCUGCAGCCAGGCCUGGCCGGGGAUCCACUGCGUCUGGAACAGCACCCAGGAGACCUGCCUGCCCUGGGAGAGCGACGCCGUCGCACCUGAACAGCAGCAGCUGCCGGCCUCCUGUAAUACAAGAUCGUAUGCUGAUAACGAGAGGUGUGACCAGUACACAGACUGCUACAGCUGCACUGCCAACACCAACGGCUGCCAGUGGUGCUCGGGCCAGUGCGUUUCCCUGGGAAGCAACUGCACCUCCGCCACGGGGGCAAUAGGGGAGUAUGAUGUUUGCCCCAAGGACAACCCCUCAUAUGUGUGCAACAAGAAAACCAGCUGCAAGAGCUGCGCUGUGGACCAGAACUGCCAGUGGGAACCUCGCAACCAGGAGUGCAUUUCACUGCCAGAAAAUGUGUGUGGUGAAAGCUGGCACCUGGUGGGCAACUCCUGCCUGAAGUUCAUCACGGCGAAGGACUCCUAUGACAACGCCAAGCUGGCCUGCAGGAGCCACAACGCUGUCCUGGCCUCGCUCACGACACAGAAGAAGGUGGACUUUGUCCUGAAGGAGCUGCAGAUUAUGAGCGUGGUGUACAAGGCCACGGUGACGCCCUGGGUGGGGCUCAGGAAAAUCAACGUGUCGUACUGGUGCUGGGAGGACAUGUCGCCCUUCACCAACACCACCCUGCAGUGGCUCCCCGGAGAGCCGAGCGACGCCGGGUUCUGUGGCUACCUGGCCGAGCCGGCGUCCAGCGGACUGAAAGCUCAAACCUGCAUCAACCCAGUGAACGGCAGCCUGUGUGAACGACCGGCCAACCACAGUGCCAAGCAGUGCCGGACGCCAUGCGCCAUGCGAACCACCUGCAGCGAAUGCACCAGCAGCAGCUCGGAGUGCAUGUGGUGCAGCAACAUGAAGCAGUGCGUCGACUCCAACGCCUACGUGGCCUCCUUCCCCUUCGGACAGUGUAUGGAGUGGUACACCAUGAACACUUGUCCACCGGAAAACUGCUCCGGGUACAGAACGUGUGGCCAGUGUCUGGACCAGCCCGGCUGCGGGUGGUGCACCGACCCCAGUAACACGGGCAAAGGUCAGUGCAUCGAGGGUUCGUAUCGCGGGCCCUUCCAGACUUCGGUCCCGGCCCCGUCCACCCUGCCCGGUCUGCCCGCCAGCCCCCAGCCGGCCCUCAACGCCAGCAUGUGCGCCAGCGAGGCCAAAUACAACUGGUCCUUCAUCCACUGCCCAGCUUGUCAGUGUAACGGUCACAGUCAGUGUGUCAACGAGAGCGUGUGCGAGAAGUGCGAGGACCUGACGACCGGCCGCCACUGCGAGAGCUGCAUUUCUGGCUUCUACGGGGAUCCGACUAACGGGGGCAGCUGCCAGCCCUGCAAGUGUAACGGCCACGCCAGCAUGUGCAACCCAAACAACGGCAAGUGCUUCUGCACCACUAAGGGCAUCAAAGGAGAUCGCUGCCACCUGUGUGAAGUUGAGAAUCGUUACCAAGGCAACCCCCUCAAAGGAACGUGCUACUACACGCUCCUCAUCGACUACCAGUUCACCUUCAGCCUGUCGCAGGAGGACGACCGCUACUACACCGCCAUCAACUUCGUGGCCACACCUGAGGAGCCAAACCGGGAUCUCGACAUGUUUAUAAAUGCCUCCAAGAACUUCAACCUGAACAUAACGUGGGCCACUAGCUUCACUGCAGGAACCCAGACCGGGGAGGAGAUCCCCAUCGUCUCCCGGAGCAACAUCAAGGAGUUCAAAGACAGCUUCUCCAAUGAGAACUUUGAUUUCCGCAACAGCCCGAACAUAACGUUCUUUGUCUACGUCAGCAACUUUACGUGGCCCAUUAAGAUUCAAAUUGCCUUCUCCCAGCACAGUAACUUCAUGGACCUGGUGCAGUUCUUUGUCACAUUCUUCAGCUGCUUCCUGUCCCUGCUCCUGGUGGCCGCCGUGGUCUGGAAGAUCAAACAGAGCUGCUGGGCGUCACGGCGACGGGAGCAACUGCUGAGAGAGAUGCAGCAGAUGGCGAGCCGGCCUUUCGCCACCAUCAACGUUGCCUUGGAGACAGACGAGGAGCCACCUGACCUGAUAGGAGGAAACGUCAAGUCUGUCCCAAAACCCAUCGCCCUCGAGCCUUGCUUUGGCAACAAAGCCGCCGUGCUCUCCAUCUUCGUACGGUUACCCAGGGGCACUGGUGGCAUCCCUCCUCCAGGACAGUCUGGUCUGGCAGUGGCCAGCGCGCUGGUGGACGUCUCUCAGCAGAUGUGUUUGGGCUAUAAGGAGAAGUCCGGAGGCCUGAGGAACCGCAAACAGCAGCCCACGGCACAACCAUCCACCUGUAUCUGACCACGACCCUGUCCCCUUCCACCAUUCCCAGCCCGACGCUCUCCCAUUAGUCCCCUGCCUCGGCCCCCUCCUUCCGCCAGAGACUUCCGCCAGCUCCGCUCUGGAAGGAAGAGGUGCAUGCUGGGACGCAGGACUGGAACAUUUUGGUGAGGGGCCGAGUCGUCCAGUGGAAACCUCAGCGGGCUUCCCCUCCCUGUCCUCCCACAGGAACUUUGGGUCCCCUCAAACUGAAUGACAGAAAACGGACACAGAGGUGGCGGAGCAGGGGAGGGAGUGAGGGAGUGAGGGAGGGAUAAGCGGGUGCUUACUCCACCCUUCCCCAUCAAAAAAAAAAAAAAUUUACAUUUGUCGACACCGCCUCGUUAGAGUCGAGGCGGCCACGGCUUGCUGCUAGAAGAGAUCCUCGUCUCGUUGUUUUUGAAAAAUCCUGAGACUUUGCAACCCUCUAUGUUCUGGUUUUACCUAAGUUAUUGGUGUUCUUUGUUUUGUAUUGUGUUAUUUUGAAGGCAGGAACGAACUGGACAUGUUCAACUGCACAUGCACACACAAAACAAACAUGCACACCCACGCGCGCACACGCUCUUCCAAAAACCAACUUUCCAGGCCCUCGACCCAUUUGUAGCCCACUGUGGCCUGCCAUCGUGUUCACAUCUCAGCACUGAGGGCUGGUGUCACCGGAGUCCUGUACAGUUUUGCCUCCGAGCAAGCUAACAGCAUGAUCAGUCUUCCUUUAAUGAGGAUCCACUGCAGGAGGCCAGCCGUGCAGCCAAAGCCCAUCUAAAGAGCAUGUGACAUUUCUAAUCAGCCUCUGUCAUCUACUGCUGUCUUCUCUGUGGCCUGUCUGGGAGCUUCGCCUUUGUCUCUGUUGCAAUCUGGCUACUGAGCCAACCACCUUCCCAACCUCUCUGGCAGUGAGUACAAAACAAGACCACGCCAACAUCUCGUCCACGUUGGAUGGCUGGCUGGCAGGAUCGUAAGCCAGUGCCGAUUGAUAGUUUUCCAGCCUAAUUACUCGUCCAAUUGCAAUGAAAGUCAGUGUCUCUGCACACACAGGUGCACAUGCAGGGCUCUCACUCACACACACACACACACACACAGCAGAACAGCGUGUGGGGAGAAAACCCUCCAGCAUUUAAAGAUUGUCCCUUUGGCAGUGCUGCAUCUUGAGCUCAUGUGGAACAGUCUCUCUAUAGAUCAUCUGUCUCCGAUUGACUGAAGUGAUGGGGGGGGUGGUGGUAACGGUUCAGCAUCCUCUAUGUAUGUUGCCCAAGAAAUCCAUAGCCUCUAAUUGCUGCUGCCGUGUUCCCAGAUGCAACGCAUGUCCCCCUCCCCAAUACCCCCACCCACCGCCAGCGCUCGGUGGCGAUUGCUUCAUGUCCCCGAGCUAUCCACAGCUGCAGUGACGUCUGUGUUCGAAUUGAUGCAGCUACGGUGGAGCUGCUAAUGCCAACAUUUAAAUGGUACCAGGCCGACAACUCUGAACAUGAAGUGUAUACAUAAUUCACCAGAAUAAGCGGCCACAUUGCAAACUUCGCUGUCUGUUUCCUUAUUUGCAUCUAUGUUAAAUGGGACUUUUGAAUUAACCACAUCUCAUGAAAGACCUCGGGUAUUCAUUCGUAAAAAAAAAAAGAAAGAAAGAAAGACAAGAAUGAAAAACAACCAUAGCUUUUUCUUGAAAUUGCCUCUUGAAAUUAUCUUGUUGCCAAGUCUCUUGGGCUUACUCCCUUUUUGUGCUCCAUGUAUGAGUUUUCUCUAAGCCGGUCUUUUUUUUAUUUUAUUUUUUUUAUUUCUCUUUCCUUUUGUAUCUGCUUUACCUGCUCUUUCCAUGGUCCUAAUCUGAAAUCACUGGUCCAUUUUUAAAGAAACAUUACUUUUUGUCAACUGGGGAAAAUGAGGGAAAACAGAAUGGGGGGAAAAAAACAUGAGGCAAACACAAGAGACAAAAAAGAAACUCAGACUGCUCAUUUAAAACAGAGCUGUUGCUUUGAGGUGUCACAAGUAAUUUUCUGUUUUGUAAGGGCAGCAGGGUGUUUGUUUUUUUUUUGGUUUGUUUGUUUUUUUUUAACCUUUUCGUCUUUUCUCCUUCAGCACUGAAUAUCACAGCAGGCUUGAAUUAGCCCAUAUUGGUCAGUUUUGCCGAAUAUAAAUUUCAUACUAAAACACCUGCGGGUCUUUGAGAGCAGAGAUGCACAACAAUAUGGGAGAGAUAUAUCCCCCCCCCCCCUCACAAAGUUAUUAACUUCCCGCCCUCAGAGAAGUACAGUAAUAGAACGAUUUAAUAACUCGCAUUUUACCCUAAAGAGCUCGGCGUCUUUAGUUCCAGGCUCUCACUUGCAUUCAGCAUAAUAGGACUGCUCACCAUCUGUUUAAAGGGCACACUUUUAGCACUGCUAAAAGGUCAGAGCAGAAAGCAUGAACAAAGUUGACAUUCUGUAAUUAUAGAGCCGGAUGUGCUCACAACUCCACUCAGCAAGUGGCGAGCAUCACGGCAUUAAGGAGUUAGCUCUGUUCAUAUGUGCACUGAGGAAUCGAAGCACUUUACUUGCACUCCUUUAUUAUCACUCGUUUUUUUUUUUUUUUGCUCUUUUCUCCACUAGAGUAAUCUUUUUUUAGCCAUCGUGGCUGGUUUCGGCUUUGAUGUUUAUUCUGUCGCUUCUGCAGAGACUUGAUGGUCGAAAAAUAACCAUCAGCCGUCAGCCAAAUGUGAGAAAAUUUGGCACGCGGUUGGUAAGUUCUGUCCGUCUGAGUGCGAAUUAAUGAAAAACCUCCCACAAAAAGCCUUUCUGAAUUGUAGAAAACAUGUUAUUAAAUAAUGUUUCUGUCAGGCUGUGGGAGUUUUAUUUUUACAGUUUGUACCACGGCUUCUGUCCUAUGCAUCUGUCACUUCUUCUCAGUUGCGCAGGACUUUUUGUGACUUUUGUUUGCCUGCACCACCAGUCUGUUUGGCAGGUCACCAGCCAUUGUUUGGAGGAGAUGUUCAAUUCAAAAAUUUUGUUCGGGGGACAAUAGCGGGAACAUUUUGGGAUGUACAAGCCUCUGUGACACAAGAAAAGCAGCAAUAUUCUUCCUCCUUGGCAGAAAUGUUACCACUUCCACUGACGGGAAACAUGUUUUACAUUAAAGAAAAUAUAUAUUUUUUUUGGAACUUGGUUGGCAUAUAGGUGAGGCUUAACUCAUUGAGGUGCCCAUAUGCAGCUUAAAACAAAAAGUGAAGCCAGAACGUGACCCUCAGCUGAUGGAGACAAGGGAGAGGCGAGCAAAUCUAACCUGCAACAUAACAUGGCCCGUCAUCAACCGGGUGAUGUGCUCCUGUCACCAAAAUGCCUGAGGUAUACAUGUACCGUGUCUCUGUCGUAUGCAGCAUCAGCAGAACUCUCACUUCAACAAGAGCAGCUCUGAGAUCAGCCGACGUCUCGUAUAUUUGAUUUUCUGUAGGUGAACGGUGUCAAUCCACGCUACACUACCUGCUCAGCGUUAGAAAAUCGCUUUAUUGCAUUCUUGGGUAACAAUAUUCAGUGGCGAAAUCUAUGACCACUGUCACCUUAGGUUGCAAAUUUCGUUUAAUUUCACACAAAGCAGAAAUUUCAUUUUGCAAAGAAUAUCUUUGUAUAUGACCCAAUUCUACAGCUGACUCAGAUGUACUGUAGUAAUAAUGUCAAAAAGACUCAAGAUUGUUUGUUUUGUUUUUUUGUUUUUUUUCCAUUCUAGACGAAUGUAAAAUGAAAAACCACCUGUGCAGCCAAGGCAAAUCCGUAAACUGGAACCCACCAGGGCCAGUCUGUAAAUCCCAACAGCCUGCAAUCAUCAGUUCCUCUCUGGCCUUGGGUGACAGGGUGGUGCAGUGGUUAACACAGACGGCACAGUGGCUGAAAGGGCCACAGGUUCCGACCACGUAAGAGAAGGUUUGCCUUCGUUGGUAUCCAGCCUAACCAGAGCCUCUCAAACCAUGACCUUCCACUCGGUGGUUCAGACAAACAGAUCUUGGGUCUGAUAGUGUCUAUAAGUAAAUCUUAGAUGUUUGUUCUUACCUCUGUGGUAUGAUUAGUUGAACCCACUUUUCACUGACAGACUAAACUUUCUGGAUGUUACUUUGUUGUCCUGUGUGGCCAGUCUCGCUCCUUCCAAAUUGCAGUAUCAGCAGAGUAGUCGGAAACAAACUCUGUUAUUAGUAAAUACUAUUUGACCCAGAUCUGUUGUCAGCAGCCCUCACGCUGGGUUCAUAAACAGGCCUCCGAAGUCUCAAAGCACGGAAAGUGAUUAGGGAAAUUUAGAGGAAAAUUGCAGCUUCAACAUUUAUCCAAGGGUUUUCACACCUGGUCCACCCACACAGGCAUUUUCAUUUAUUUUUGGCAGAUUAGAUGUCUUCUCGGGGCAGUGUGGGCAGGCGCAGACGCUGCUCGAUUGACAUCUCCCACACUUCCCUGUUAGUUUUGUUGCACCUGUUAGGGCGGGACUAAUGUCGACUUUUUACGGUGGGGCCGGAGAAUAUGACCUGAAUUUUAAAUCACAAAACGCACAUUACCUUAGUAACAUCGUGUUUUUCAUACACAAGUGCAGACAUUUUUCCAAAAUUCUGGGCUUCUGGAAUGGACUGUAUCCUGACUGGUUGGUUAAACUUCUGGUUAGAUGAUGUUGUCAUUGUUCUCAGUUUGCUAAUAUAAAUUUUAGAUUUAGGUCAGAUCCGUAAUGUCAGUAAUUGGACAAAUUAGAUACUCAGUCCAGCCAAUAUGGAAUUUGGUAGCCUCUGCGCAUUCCUAGCAUGUGUAGCUCCACGCAACCUUAAAAGAGGUGUAAUCAGCCAAAGACCCGGUUUUGUCCACAAUUGAUUGUGUGUAUUGAUUGAGUUCUGACAAAUGUAUUGUACCCAUUUCCUUCCUCAUAAAAUUUUUGAAGACUUUUAAAUUUUUUUAUGCAGUUGAAGUGCUGCAUUGUUUACACCCAUGUUAACUUAUUAGCAGGCUUUGCCAGCACAUUGCCGCGUUUCCUUGCCCAUUGCUGCUGCCUGCAGGUCAUGCGAUUAGUUUAAAAUCACUGACAAGAAUGUGUAUCGACCCACUCAUGAAAACAUUGAUCCAUAGUGCUAUUAGUGAUCAGAAAUUCCACAGGGUAUCUCUAAGCCGAUGCUGAUGCUGCUUCACACAAAAAAAUUUUCCACCAGCAAACCAGCAGAAUGCGUUUAUUGUGAAGCCGCUAGAAGAAAUGCAGUGCAUUUGUCACGGAGCUAGCAGAGCUUCUUAGCGGUGCUUUUCUUAACUCAAACGAGACAUGGACGCAAAGACCGCCAUAUUGUGUCAGCGGAUCAGUUUUAAACAUUGAAGGGAGGGAUAUUAGAAGAACUGCAGGCGAAAGGCUUUCUGCAGCUCGUGCAAACAGACCUCCACCGUGCGAUCAGUAGCUUGUACCUUAACGUGGCGCGUUGUGGGAAAACACUGUGCCAGCAUGGCUUGUGGGCCAGAUGCUCAUGGGUUGCCUCGGUUUCUGUCCUAACUGAAAAGUCCUGUGUUGAUGUGGCAGGGGUUUAAAAUGACACAACCUUUUUUUUUCCUGAAUCACAAGCUCUAGCUACAGUAGAGAAGAGUGUCCCAUCCUUCCUAAAUGAGAGCCCAGAGAAGUGACAAAUCAAAACUCACAAGCACAAUACAAACCUUUGCUCUGUCCAGAGAGAGCUGGACUCACUGAGGUUAAAUCUUUUGACUUUCUCCCUUAGGUCUAGCACAUCAAAGCCCAGCCCUGUUGGUAAACAUGAACUUUACUGCUGCACUGUAUUGAUGUUGCAUUACAGGAUUCCUGGGUCGUAGAAGUUCAGAUUUUCCAGAUGAUUAGAUCCUUCCACCAUCUGCUGCUGCCCGAGUGCGAAGUGGCCCCGAGCUGCUCAAAAAUAUCUGAGAGAGAGAGUGUGGAAGUUUGCAAAGGGAAAUGUGUAGGAACCCUGCGCGCAGUCUGCCGCCGUGCCCCCGUACCUGUGAAAUACCUGUCGCAUUUGUUCCGAUUUAAAGAGGUGAGCGGCUCCCUCUAUCUCGCCCUGCUCUCCAAGCCUCAGUCUUUAUCGGGUAACACUAACUUUACAGUGGCCUUAUUUCGGCUUAUUUAAUCUCUGCAUUAACUGAUACAGAUGUACAGCAAAUACAUAUUUAUAAAGUGUGAUUAGUUAAUGGAAAUCUCCCUAAUAUUCACAGUACAAGUAGAAUUUUUGUCAAACACUGGCAGCAUUAAUAUGUAUUUAAAAUGCUUUAAUACACAGGUUGAAGCAUUAGAUUAAGGUCAUUGUAAAAUCAGGCAUUACCCUCUUCCUUUCUUUCUGUCUCUCUUUGUAUGGCGGCAUUAUAUAUACUGAUGAAGUAGUUUGUUAAUAUGUAUAAUUUAGCAGUUGUUCUGUUUUUUUUUUUUGUAAAUAAUGAGAAAGUAUUGUGAAUGACCUUUGUUGAAUGGUUUUAAAAAAAAAAAAAAAAAAAAAA